Messenger RNA from Paramisgurnus dabryanus, 6584 nucleotides. RefSeq names its product SATB homeobox 2 (gene satb2). Gene Ontology annotation, molecular function: RNA polymerase II cis-regulatory region sequence-specific DNA binding; DNA-binding transcription factor activity, RNA polymerase II-specific. Gene Ontology annotation, biological process: regulation of transcription by RNA polymerase II; chromatin remodeling. The record is from RefSeq and is a predicted model, not a curated record. NCBI's taxonomy places the organism in Eukaryota, Metazoa, Chordata, Actinopteri, Cypriniformes, Cobitidae.
CAGUACUUGUUUCUUAUUAGUAACACAACUCCUUUUUGUCUUUUACCUAUCUCUGACACGCAAGGCUGCACCACAUUGCCAUCAUCAUCGUGGAUCAUUAUCUUAUAAUAGUGACGAAUGAGGUUGGAGAUUCUGCCAGCAUUUGCUCACACACUCUGAAGUGUUUUAAACCAGCAAAGCAGCCAACUGCACACACUAUUGUGCAGUUAAUGAGCUCUUAUUGAAACACUUUGCAAAAAGCUCGGAGUCUCUCAGUUCCAGUGGCUCAGUCACAGCGCGCAGUGCACGGAGCCCAAGUGUCCAACACCGAACCUAUACCGAAGCCGACCGUUUUCAGCCCUUCGCGAGGCUGCGAGAAGCCUAGCCCUGGAUUCAAUACUUUUAAUCAAUGGACAGAGCCCUCUCAACGGCCAACCGAGGUACCGACACGCCAUAAGCAGUCCUUAUCCUCUGGCUGGUGUUCCCUCUGUGGUGUGGAGGGGGAUGGAGCGAGGUGGAGGUGAGAGUCCUCAUUUGCGGGAGAGCCCGGAGCGGCGUGGGAGCAGUAGUCCUGAAAUUGGUGGGCCACCACCGAAGAUGGGACGCCUAGAACUCAACGGCAGUCCCACCGGACACCGCAGUCGCCACAAUGGAGCCCCUCAGAGACCUCUCGGAGGUCUGAUGAUUCCAGUCUUCUGUGUGGUGGAGCAGGUGGAUGGAGGGAUGAUCUCAGAAGGUGAGAGCCGAGAGGAACAUGCCGAAUUUGUGCUGGUCAGGAAGGACAUCCUUUUCACUCAGCUGGUAGAGACGGCGCUUCUCGCCCUGGGCUACUCUCACAGUUCUGCGGCCCAAGCACAUGGCAUCAUUAAGGUGGGCCGCUGGAACCCCCUGCCCAUCCAUUACCUGACAGAUGCACCAGAGGCAACCGUUGCUGAUAUGCUGCUGGACGUAUACCACAUGGUCACACUCCGCAUCCAGCUACAGAGCUUUGCCAAGCUGGAGGACCUCCCAUCAGAACAGUGGAACCACGCUACAGUGCGCAACGCCCUUAAAGAACUGCUGAAAGAGAUGAACCAGAGUACGCUUGCUAAAGAAUGUCCACUCUCCCAGAGUAUGAUUUCCUCUAUAGUGAAUAGUUCCUACUACGCUAACGUCUCAACUGCCAAGUGCCAAGAGUUUGGUCGCUGGUACAAGAAGUACAAAAAGAUUAAAGGGGAUUAUUUGUGGCAAGGCCGGGAAACUUCUGAAAUCAAGGUUGAAAGGGACAGCCUUGCUGAUUUCUGCAUAUUACCACAACGUCCACCUCCUCACCUGGCUGGGUUGGCACAGCUUGGUCCAUUGAACAGUGCUGGGUCUCUGGUGAAAAGUGGAUCUGGAGAACCACAAAAUUCAGCACAAUCUCAGCCUCCAAACCAAGGGCAGCCACAAACUCCAUCAUCCCAUGGGCAGCUACAUCACAGUCCACCUCUACGAGCACAGGUGCCGCCUCCACCACCACCUACUGCCCUGCAACCUCUUUUGGCACCAGGGGGACUUCUUUCACCCCAACUCAGUCCGCAGCUGGUGAGGCAGCAGUUAGCCAUGGCUCAUCUUAUCAACCAGCAGCUGGCCGUCAGCCGCCUCCUGCAUCAGCACCCGCAGGCUCUUAACCAGCAGUUUCUUAAUCACCCGCCUAUCCCGAGACCUAGCAAAGCCGGUGGCCCUGGAGAGCCUGGGUCCAACCCCUCAGCUGCAGAAGUUUCCUCUGAAAUUUACCAGCAGGUGCGAGAUGAGCUGAAAAGAGCCAGUGUCUCACAGGCAGUGUUCGCUCGAGUUGCCUUCAACCGUACACAGGGCCUGUUGUCUGAGAUCUUGCGAAAAGAGGAAGACCCACGGUCAGCAUCUCAGUCCUUGCUGGUGAACCUCAAAGCAAUGCAGAACUUCCUCAACCUACCAGAGAGCGAAAGGGAUCGCAUUUACCAGGAAGAGCGCGAACGCAGCAUGAACCCUCCUGUGAGUCUCCCCCCAAGCACAAACCCUAGUCCUGGGGGCGUCCGCCUCUCUCAGAAAGUGUGGGAGCGCAGCAUUGAUGAACAGUUAACCCCUGACGCAUGGGCAUCUAUUUGGAAGAAUAAGACCAAGAUCACAAACUCGUGCAAGGUUUCUGGUCCUAACCCUGACCUUCCCCUAAAACUGGAGCCACUGGUGAACAUCACGUCAGCCAUCUAUGAUGAAAUCCAGCAGGAGAUGAAAAGGGCAAAAGUGUCCCAGGCGCUGUUUGCCAAAGUGGCAGCCAACAAGAGCCAAGGAUGGUUGUGUGAGUUGCUUCGCUGGAAGGAGAGUCCCAGUCCAGAGAAUCGGACUCUCUGGGAAAACCUGUGUACUAUCCGGAGGUUUCUCAGCCUACCGCAGGCUGACAGAGAUCUGGUAUAUGAGGAAGAGUCCCGUCAUCACCACAGCGAACGGCUGCACACUGUACUGCACUUGCCAUCUGACUCUCAGGUUCUUCACAGACAGCCUGUGCAGCCAAUGAAGGACCACUCUCCCAUCCGAGAAGACCCUGUACCCAGUUCUGGAGUUGAAGAGAGCCCUCAGGCUACUUCAGGCUUAGGGAACGGUGGAGGGGUUAGCACUGCUGCCAAAAAGCCUCGUUCCCGCACCAAGAUCUCGCUGGAGGCUCUUGGCAUCCUACAGAGCUUUAUCCAAGACGUGGGCCUCUACCCUGACCAGGAAGCAAUUCACACACUUUCAGCCCAGUUGGAUCUACCCAAACACACCAUAGUUAAGUUUUUCCAAAACCAACGCUACCAUGUGAAACAUCAUGGUCGGCUGAAAGAGCUGGGAGCUGAGGGCAGCGGUGUUGACGUGGCCGAAUAUCGUGACGAGGAGCUGCUCUCCAGUUCAGAGGAUGCAGAGUCUAGUGAAGAUGGCCAUGAGGAGAUAUACAGUGGGCACGAGAGUGCCUCAACCGGAGCAACCAACUCUGCUACAACCCCUGCUCUUUCUUCUGGCCAUGAUGAGAGUAAAGACAAAGGCCAGUCUCUUGGAUCGGCCAGGCCCAGCUCUCUGCCCCCAUCUGGUUCAUCACCCAGUCCCAGAGAUCAAGCAGAAUAUCAGAGAUAAAACCGAGUCAGUAAAGACUAUAAGUGGGGAAAGUCUAGGGGUGAGCACUUACAACUAUUCUGUACAGGACGAGAUUGUGUAGUGGACAGCUUAGAAAUUGACUGACAAGGAUGCAGUGUCCUUCAAGGACCUUUAGAAGGUAAACCAAACCAGACAAGAUCUGCAUAUCGAUUAAGGUGGCACACAAAGUGUUGCAGAAGAUAAACGAGGAGAGGUGAACCAAGUGUGUAGAUCCCAGGUCACAAAUAAGAAUGAGAGUACAAUACCUCAUACUGCAAGGAAAGAAUCUGGUUGCCUGGAAAGCUUUGAUUUCAUAGUUGUAUAUGCUUAGAUUUACAAGUUGUUAAUAUUACUUUUAAGAUGACUGCCUCAACCCCAAGACUCACCUCAUUACAUGUAGUACAAGACACUACACGUUUAAAACAAAAAAUUAUUUUAAAUAAUCUGAUUCGAAGAGCAGAGGGUCUUUCAUUAGAUACCACUAUCCAUGCGCCCUCUUCACCUCUACAGGGUUAUGGCAGGGACAGAGCUUAAGAUGAGCCAUGGAUCUUCAAUAGGACACCAAUAUAAUCACUCCUGCCAAAUCAGGGAGCUUUGUGAGUGGCUAUCCUCAUCUUCCCCUCCAUGAUGGGGCAUUCUGACUGGGGCCUGAAGCAGUCGGUUUGGUUGAAGGUACAGAGAUCUAGGGUGUACACAUCAGCCCAGCCCAUGAACCCUACUAUAAACACAUGUGGUGUGCAAAAAGGUCCACUGUUAGCCCAAUGGCGCUUUUGAAGAUUGCACCAUCCCUCCCACAACCAACCACAUCAUUCCAAGCAGUCCCACAUGGUUAACACAAUCAAUCCCUUUAUCCCACCACCCAUGCAACCCGUGCACCCAACACAGACUGCUUGCAACCGAUCUGUCAGACCUGUUUAAUGGUUGAAUGCUUGCUUUAUACAAAUACAUCUAGAUCAUAGGUUUCCCAGUCGUUCUUUCUCCGCACUUAAAAAGACAGCGAGAAAAAACACAGGAUCCAGUGGCAGGACGACUGACUGCUAUGGACAGAUUAAAGGACAAUGGUGAAGAUGCAGUUUAACUGCAUAAGCCUGCCACUGACCCAGAAAGGAAAAGCAAACAAUCUGCCAACAAUCAGGCGCUUGUGUGGAAGUGUGGUAGUCUAUUUCUCCUCUGUCGCCUCCCUCAUCUUUCUCUCUCUCUCUCUCUCUCUCUCUCUUUUACUGACUGGUGCCCACAAUGUCCUGAUUUGACCACACCUACCCACACCCAACUCCACAGCACUAUUUAUUGCUAUCUUCACCCACAAUUAUUAUUGUUGUUAUUGUUAUUAUGGUUGUUCUUGUUGUUAUUUUUAGUUGUAUUUCCAUGGUCUAAUAUCAGCUUUCGGCCAGCAGCGGUUGUUUUGGUAAAGAGAGACGUUGUGAAAGAAAGGAACACUGCCAAAACAGAGAGGCAAGAAUUAGAAGCAGUUACUGAAGUUACUGAGUAAAUCGUGUGAUAUAUAUAUAUACUGCCAAAUCUAUCAAAAUUAUGUACUUUUCCAAAGAGAACAGCACUUGGCAGAUGAGAAGUUGAAUAAUAAAACAAAAAAGGAAUUAUUAUCUUUUUGUGCAUAUAAAUGACAAUCCUAUUGAGCCAAUCAGAAUUCAGAAAUCAUGAACAUACAUUAUUCAAGAGAAAAAUGCUAACUUGAGGCAACACCUGUUGCGAUACGUUCAUGACAUCACGCCAACUCUUGGAUCCAGGGUUCUGAUUUGCUUUGAGAAUCAGCUGCUACCUGCUCUUUCGUGGACUAUAGAAAAAUGUCUAAUCUUACUCUAUCCCUAAACUAUUUUGUUUCAAAGUGAUAAUUGUGAUCCAUGUCCAUGUUUUGUCUAUUACUUAUGAAAUGUCUUUACUGUGCAAAAUGCUGAUGUGGUUUUGAAAUGACUUGGCCAUAUUGAAUCCAUCACAUAGAUACUGUGUCUGCAUCUGCACAUUCUAAAAUCUUACACCCAAACAAGAGUUACAUGGUAAUUUAUUUUGGCCCAACAUUGUCAUGAUAUAUUGGACACAAAGUUGAAGUUCUCAAAUUAAAGGUGUUCGAAAUCUCAGGAGCUUAUGUUUGACAUUUUAAAUGGAAUAAAUGCUGGAAUUUGCUGUUCACAUGACACACGGUCUCUUGUUGCAUUUGAUAAUGGAUCUAGCCUUUCAAUCCGAAGACUCGCAAUCUUCACUGUGAGAUGUUGGAUACCUGCGGGUUCUUGCAAAGGGUCUUUAAUAACACGGUAGUGAUUGCCUGCUUGAUCUACACCUUACUUAAGUCUGUCAAUCAUCCCUCACUUUUGGAGGCCUGUCCCACCCCUUUUGUUACUCUCCAGGCAUCUUCUCAAAAUCCCGCCACCCUGCCGAGCCCAGAUCAGCUGGAGACAAGCACUUCUGAUGAGUCCAUCCUUAUACACCUCCCAAAUUAUCCUCAUAAAUGAUGAUAGCUCGUGCACGCAUGUGUCUGUGUGUCCUAGACUGGUGUUUAACCUACCGUGGGGUUGGCUUCCCACUCAGCAUGAGAGAACAUCACACACUUUUUCAUCUUUGUCAGAGUUAGCGAAGAGAAAGAGAGAGACGCUUAGGAGAAAACAAAGAAGAUUCCAAGAGUCCCUGAUGAGCACUAGGUGAAGGUCACUGGCCAAUUAUCUAUGUCUUUCAUUCAGUCUUUUCAGUUCGCUAUACCAUCUCUCUGUUCCCUCAUUUUCUCGUUCACCAGGCGGGAAUGUAAUCGUUCUCUCUCAUGCUGUGGUGUCGAGGUUAAGUGGAGGUGAUCAUGUCUUCUUGUGAAGAGAGUAGUUCCUUGAGAGACAGCAGACUCCUGGAGCGACGUAUGCGAGAUGCGGAGUUGCGAGUAAGACAAAAGCUUAGACUUGUGUAGAUCGACUUUAGUCAUUUGCUAAGUAUCUCAUCACCGACAAAACCAUUAUAACAAUGGGUUGAUUUUCAAAGUUGUGAGUGAAAAUUCCAAAAGCAACAGGCCUCCAAAAGCUUAAGGUCUCAUAUGAUUUACUGUAAACAUCUACACAAACAAUAAGGUACUGUUUUAGACAAUAUAAAGUGAUCUAAUUACUGUUUAUAAUGUAUAACUUUGAUAUUAAAUUAACAGGUACAAAAGAAAAAUUAAACCUAAAACGACACAGAAACAUCAUUUACCCCACAGAUAUUUCGGAUAUUCCUAUCUCUUUUUUAUCUCACAGUGCCUCUGAACUAAGCACAAUGUUCUGGUUCUUUGCUUCGGAGAUGACAAAAUUAAGCGAUCUCAUAACUUUCAUAAUUGUUUUCAUGAUUUUUGUACUCAUAAACGCCUACAAUGUGAAUCAGGAUUGCCACUCCUGAAUUGGUACUUUCCUAGUCAAUCGAAUGCAUUGUCGUUAUCACUAAGUGAUAAUUAACUUAUGUGCAUCAUUUGGCUCUUUUGUUUGUAUGACAAUGUUUUUUUUGUUCUUCAAAUGCUGUUGUUUAAAUAAAGUACAUAU